Dreissena polymorpha is the source of this 868-nucleotide messenger RNA. RefSeq lists its product as uncharacterized. Lineage: Eukaryota; Metazoa; Mollusca; Bivalvia; Myida; Dreissenidae. The record is from RefSeq and is a predicted model, not a curated record. Bases 1 to 717 code for a protein of 238 amino acids. The transcript is spliced from 4 exons.
AUGUCAAGUGAUAAGUCACAAGUUCUGGGUGUCCUGACUAUUGUUGCCGGCGUUUCGGUCACCAAGAUUCAAAUCCUUCGUGGACAGUCAGCAACAUUGAUGUGCUUUUUACAAGAAAUAGAUGGGCCAGCAUUGGUGGACGUUAUGAACCUAAAGCAAGUUUCACUGAUCCUUAGCGCGUGUCUGGUAGUGGAGCUACUGGAGCCGUGCCUGUCACAGGGCGACUACCACCAUGAUGACUAUGGCUACAGCGGCAGGAGGAGAGGUGGGCGUGGCGGAGGGGGUGGAGGAGACGGUCUCGGGAACGGACUAGGAGCGUUACUCGGUGUAGCGGCGGCAGGAAUAGGCGCGGCGGCUAUAACACGGGGAAUCACCGGCAUCAUGGGACGCGGCCGGGGCUUUGGCGGACAAAUCGGUGGAUUUAACGGCGGCUAUGUACCGGCGUAUCCAUACGGAAGCGGUGGAUUCGUGCAAGGCACGCCCGUAGUAGGUGGAGGAGGCUUUUAUCCGACUUCCGGGGGAUUUCCACCGUAUUACCCUCAGCAACCGAUGUAUCCGUUUCAACAACCCGUAGCCAUAUCCCCUGCCGUUAUUCCUUCCGGUCAAGAGAGUCACGACCGCGGAAGUAGACGAGUUCUUAUUGAGGAGAACUUUGACAGGGGACAGGGCUCGAGCCAAGGAACUCCAGUCUUGGUUGGCCAACCAGUAUGGGGGUAGUCUUGGUAGGCCAAACAGUAUUGGGAUAAACGACAAUGCAUUUGCAAAACCAACGCAUGGAUUAGAUAGUUGCUGCAUAUUAAUCAACGCGUGAUAUUAACACACAACGGCAUUUGCAAGCACGUAAUAAUAAUCCGUAAUAAAAGAAAGA